Messenger RNA from Selaginella moellendorffii, 1505 nucleotides. RefSeq names its product UPF0187 protein At3g61320, chloroplastic. The record is from RefSeq and is a predicted model, not a curated record. Lineage: Eukaryota; Viridiplantae; Streptophyta; Lycopodiopsida; Selaginellales; Selaginellaceae. Gene Ontology annotation, molecular function: chloride channel activity. Bases 96 to 1316 code for a protein of 406 amino acids. The transcript is spliced from 4 exons.
UUUCGGAUUUAAGCGGUAAGCUAAAAACCUAGUUCGUCCAUCGCAUUUGCGGCUCGAUAGCGCACGGAUUCGCGGUCCGGGAGCUCUAUUCAAGGAUGAAUCGAUGCGCAUUGGAUCGAGAGCAGCGUUUCCCGCCGGCGGUGACGCGGGGCCGCGGCCAUCGGCAGCAGCGGAGGUUUGUUUUCCAGGUUUUCUGCCAGAUUCCAGACCCGCGGCAAUGGCGAGGGCCGCGCGGCAAGAUCAUCGCUAAUCCAUUCUCGCUCGACGGCAUCCGCGAGGCCAGGCUCGACAUAUUUCGGUGGAUUGCGAGCGUUCCCGAGUGGGCCGACGCGCAGAAGGAGCAAAAUAUGCCCAAUCGCCGCGCCUUCUACUCCAACAACGACUGGCUGCGGCACAGGAGCUCCCUCCGCCACGCCCGCCAUAUGGCCUCGACGUUCUCCUCCCGGGUUAUCAUCUCUUUGAUUCCCCCGGUCUUCACAGUCACGGGGAUUUCGGUGCUGGUCACGCUCUACAACGCUCUCGUGGAAUCCAGGUGGGCGCCGGGGUUUCUUCCAGUGCUCCACGCGCCAUCGCUGCCUUACGAGCUCACUGCCCCGGCAUUGGCUCUUCUCUUGGUGUUUAGGACCGAUACGUCCUACUCGAGGUAUGACGAGGCCAGGAAGACGUGGACCGAGGUGAUCAGCAGCACCAAGAAUUUGGCGAGGCUGACUGAGGCUUGGAUCCACAACGAUGAUCUCAUGCGGUAUAUCGUGGCUUUUCCACUGGCUCUGAAGUGUCACCUUAUCAUGGGAUCCGACAUGGAGGCCGAGUUGAGGAAAGUCUUAGACGAGCGGGAUCUCGCGUUUGUUCUCAAUGCCAAGCACCGGCCGAAUUGCUUGCUCCAGAUGAUCUUCCAGAUCAUCGAUGGCUUGAGCCUGGGAGAAACACAGCAAGUUCUUCUGCACGAAAACAUCUCCACCUACAACAGGAGCGUGAGCGUGUGCGAGAGGCUCAUCCGGACUCCCAUUCCUCUCUCGUACACUCGCCUUACGUCCAGAUUUCUCAUACUGUGGCACCUGGGCCUCCCCAUUGCGCUGUGGGACACUUGCAACUGGCUAGUCAUCCCCUCCACGUUUUUCAGCUCCGCAGCUCUCUUUUGCAUCGAAGAGGUGGGAGUUCUCAUCGAAGAACCAUUUCCAAUGCUGGCUCUCGAUAGAAUGUGUGAGGUGGCCCUCCUGAACAUCAAAGAAAUGACCGAGCUCCACGCUAAAGUGGGCCGACAUAUCCAAACCCAGCCCGAGGAACAGCAGCAAACAAACGGGCGUCUAAGAACUUAAGACCACGCAAACACCGACUAGAGAAACAAAGAAACCAUAUAUAUAAUCGAGACACGGCAGAGCUGACUGUAACGAUACAAGGCCGCCAAUUUACAAUACGGCAGCGUGGGCACCUAUAGAGGGAGAGCAAAAUGGAAAGUUAUUCACCACCAAACCAUCCGUGGAAAAUCACACAAAAAAUUUUCAAAA